UACGACGCUUAUAUAAUUAAAAUAAUCAAGAAUAAAAUAAAAGAUUCAACAUGUCGAAAAUAAAGGCUGGACCCGUUGUUGACGUCCUCGGGGACGAGAUGACCAGGAUCAUCUGGGACCUUAUCAAGAAUAAGCUUAUUUUACCGUUUUUAGACAUCGAAUUACAUACAUACGACUUGGGUAUGGAAUACCGCGACAAGACUGACGACCAGGUCACAAUUGACUGUGCUAACGCUAUUAAGAAAUACAACGUAGGUAUUAAGUGCGCCACGAUAACCCCCGACGAGAAGCGCGUCGAAGAAUUCAAAUUGAAGCAAAUGUGGAAAAGUCCCAAUGGGACGAUACGUAAUAUUCUCGGUGGAACCGUCUUCAGGGAGGCCAUCAUCUGCAAGAAUAUUCCCCGUCUCGUGACCGGCUGGGAGAAGCCUAUCAUCAUCGGUCGUCACGCCCACGCCGAUCAAUACAAGGCGACCGACUUCGUCGUGCCCGGGGAAGGCAGGCUCGAACUCAUCUUCACCCCCAAAUCAGGGGAACCCAUCAGACAAGUCGUCAACGAUUACAAAGGUGCAGGAGUAGCUCUCGCCAUGUUCAACACUGAUGCGUCCAUCGUCGACUUCGCCCACUCCUCGUUCAAGUUCGCCCUGGACAGGAAGUAUCCCCUCUACCUGAGCACAAAGAACACGAUCCUCAAGAAGUACGACGGCCGCUUCAAGGACAUCUUCCAGGAAAUUUACGAGAAGGAUUACAAGGAUCAGUUCGAAGCUGCGGGCAUCUGGUACGAGCAUAGGCUCAUCGACGACAUGGUGGCGUACGCGAUGAAAUCCGAGGGUGGUUUUGUGUGGGCCUGCAAGAAUUACGAUGGCGACGUCCAAUCUGACUCCGUCGCCCAGGGCUACGGCUCCCUCGGCUUGAUGACAUCGGUGUUAAUCUGCCCGGACGGCAAGACCGUGGAGGCUGAAGCGGCCCACGGAACCGUGACGAGGCACUACCGCUUCUACCAGCAGGGUAAGGAGACCUCAACCAACCCGAUAGCUUCCAUCUUCGCCUGGACCAGAGGUCUGCUGCACCGCGCCAAGCUCGACAACAACGAGCCACUCAAGCACUUCUCUGAGACUCUAGAGAGUGUCUGCAUCAACACCAUCGAGUCAGGCAUCAUGACCAAGGAUCUGGCUAUCUGCAUCAAGGGUAUGAAUAAUGUUAAGCGAUCAGACUACUACGAGACCUUCGAGUUCAUGGACAAGCUCGCCGAAAACCUGAAAAAGAGUUUGGGCAAAUGACUGAUUAGCUGUCACAAAAGUAAUUUGUAAUUUUAUACUUAUUAGUUAUUUUUACCAGUAAG
This is a messenger RNA of Aricia agestis (brown argus), 1339 nucleotides long. RefSeq names its product isocitrate dehydrogenase [NADP] cytoplasmic (gene Idh). The coding region runs from base 51 to 1277 and encodes 408 amino acids. The transcript is spliced from 2 exons. Lineage: Eukaryota; Metazoa; Arthropoda; Insecta; Lepidoptera; Lycaenidae. The record is from RefSeq and is a predicted model, not a curated record. Gene Ontology annotation, cellular component: cytosol; mitochondrion; peroxisome. Gene Ontology annotation, biological process: isocitrate metabolic process. Gene Ontology annotation, molecular function: NAD binding; isocitrate dehydrogenase (NADP+) activity; magnesium ion binding.